AUGGCGUUAUGUUUGGGUUUAUACUACGACUCUCGACUUCGGGGACCUGAUGACAUGCAAAUCGAUGCCUACGUCAAGCGGGUGAAUAGUGUAGUGGAUCAACACAGAGGUGGAAACGUAGAGCAAUUUAGGGUUUAUAUUGAUCUCGUAGACGAGAGGUAUAAAAGUUCAACAGGUAGAUGGCUUCAUUUUGCUGCGAAAAGGAGAGUUCAGAAACUUGAGUUGUUCGUGUCACGCAAUGAUAAGUAUGAUGCGAAUAUGGAAUUGAGCUAUACUAGUUGUCUCCAGAAUAUCCACGGAGUCCUAGGUACCGGAGGGGGGUUGGGGUCCCCUCUGAAGCACCUGUGCGGGUCUCCUGAAAGUGUAAACCUUUGCCCUUGUAGAUACAGUUGCUUAAAGUUUCUAAAAAGUAUUGAUGUGAGGUCUAAUCGAAUGACUGCGGAAGUUGUUGAGUGCUUCUUGUCUAACUGUGUAUUUCUUGAACGAGUAUCACUGUUGGGUGCGGAGUCAGGUAACCUAAGAGUUGUUGGUUCAUCGAUUGCAUUGAAGCACUUAGAGCUGCAUAGUUGCUAUUUUGAAAGCGUUGAGAUCCAUGAUGCAAACCUUGUUUCAUUGAUUUAUUAUGGACCCAAGAUAAACUUGCUUCUUAGGAAUGUAUCGCGGCUUACUGAGGUGUCUAUUAACUAUUUACCCCCAGUUCGUAUGAUUGAAGACUUCUCCCAACUUUUCUUAUGUUGUUCUCAGCUCGAGGUCCUCAAACUAGACACAACCUGGCUCUACGAGGAGGAUCAUACAUUUCUUAAAUUACCAAAUCUCACACAUUUGGAAUUAGAAUUUGCAGCUGAGGACAAUUGCAGCCUCCUUAAAUUAGCUUCCUUCCUUGAGGCAUCUCCUAACUUGCAGAAACUGGUGUUGGAGUUGAGCGGUACGAGAUCCUUGUUCAUUCCCACUCCCUCAGGUGAGAUAGAAAUCAAGGAAGCUUCCAAUUGUUCCCAUCAUUCCCUCAGGGUAGUGGAAUUGAGAGAUUAUCGUGGUCGCACUAGUGAUUUUAAGCUUGUCAUCUACUUGGUAGAGAACGCUCUUGAACUGGAAAAAAUUGUGAUCGGUCCUCUCAAAUAUCCUCACCUAGUGAUGAAGAGGGAACAAAGAGAAGUAGAUCAUGCUAGGCAGCAGCUCCAAGAAAAACUGCCUAAACGAUUUGGGUUUUUGCUUUCCUUCCUUGUGCUCCUUGCUAGUUUGAUAAUUUUUGUGCUAGAUGAAAUUGGGGUCAAGGACAUGGGAAGAUCACGGGAGAGAGGAGCCCAGGCUGGGCUGGGAGGGAUGGUGUGGCCGUUUAACUGUAACUCUAGCUGCAGAAAAGGAAGGAGCCGUAGAUUUCAAAGUAAUCUAACGGCUUGUAUUGUAGUAACUCAAGAAAGAAAUGAAGUGACGUCGAUUCUCCAUCUGGCAUGUGUGCACUGGUCCACCUGGCUGCUACAGUUACUGGGUGCUGAAUUAGCCGUUAAGCAGGUUGUUUGGGCGGGGAGAGUUAGUUAG
This is a messenger RNA of Prunus armeniaca (apricot), 1536 nucleotides long. The record is from the annotation of a GenBank genome assembly. NCBI's taxonomy places the organism in Eukaryota, Viridiplantae, Streptophyta, Magnoliopsida, Rosales, Rosaceae.